UUGUUGCACGGUGACAUAUCAGAAUCCCAUCUGCACUCAUCACUCCAUCUUAGAAACAGCUGGGACACUGUGUACUGAGGAGAAGAAGGGGCCAACGCCAGUGGGAUCAUACAGGGCACAGGGAGACAUGUGACUGCCAUGUUUGAGCCAGCUUGAAGAACUCCAUCUGUGUUUUUUAAGGUUGGACGAGCAGAAGGGAACGAUGCAGGCGAAGCUGAACGAGGAAGUUUUCCGUGUGGAAUGCUUGCAGGCCAGGCUGAAGCAGUCUCAGGACAUGUUGGACGCUGUUGAGCGGGGGGUCGACAACCUCUACUUCAGGAUGAGCUGUGUUCCCGUGGAGGGCUUGCCCAGAGCUUCCUGUACUGACAGCAUGGACAAACUCAGGGACAUCAGCGCCCGUCUACCAACACUACUGCACAGAGCAUCCAAGCACCAGCCUGAGAUCAGCGGCCUGGACCAAGAGAGGGUUCACAGCUUGCUCGAACAGCUCAACAAGAUGGAGUCAAGGAACAUCAAGAGACCAAGCUCCCCGAUAUACGCUCUCCAGCUUAGUGAUGAUGAUGAUGAGGAAGAGUGCUGUCCAUCCCGUGAGGAGAUCAAGCGCUGCAGCAGCAGACUGAUCGAAGCUGAGCAGAACAAGAAGUCGUCGAGGAGAGCUAAGAAGAAGGAGUAGAGACACUAAUGGAUUAAAGAGGAGAACAGCAGGACUGAGUGAUUGUCGCUGAUCCACAGACAUUCCUUUUCUUUCUACACUAAAUAACUGUGAAAGUGUUUUCCUUAGACAUUUA
Molecule: messenger RNA, 788 nt
Organism: Sander lucioperca (pikeperch)
Lineage: Eukaryota; Metazoa; Chordata; Actinopteri; Perciformes; Percidae
Product: coiled-coil domain-containing protein 183-like
Exons: 4
Coding region: 203-673 (156 amino acids)
Source: RefSeq, a predicted model, not a curated record